UUUGUGCGGUAAGGAAAUACCAGAGUAAAGCAUAACGACAUGACAACAAUGUUCAUCGAUUGACGAGAGAAAUGUGAUCUGUAGCAUAGUCUACUGCUGGUAGGUAAGCAUUGAUUGAUUAUGGAACAGUACACAAUAUUGGGUAGAAUUGGAGAAGGUGCUCAUGGUAUUGUGUUAAAGGCAAAGCAUGCAGAGAGUGGAGAAGUGGUUGCCCUGAAGAAGGUUCCCUUGAGGAAACUAGAUGAUGGUAUCCCUACAACAGCUCUCAGGGAAAUCAAAGCUCUGCAAGAAAUUGAAGAAAACCCUUAUGUUGUAAACCUCCGUGAGGUGUUCCCCCAUGGCUGUAGUCUGGUUCUGGUGUUCGAGUAUAUGUUGUCUGACCUAUCGGAGGUCAUCAAGAACUCGGACCACCCACUGUCCGAGGCCCAGGUCAAGUCCUACAUGCUGAUGCUGUUAAAGGGUGUUGCUUUUUCACAUGAAAACAACAUAAUGCACAGGGAUCUAAAGCCAGCAAACUUGCUGAUAAGCUCUACUGGUCAUUUGAAAAUAGCCGACUUUGGACUGGCUAGAGUGUUCCAAAACAAAGGUGACCGUCAAUACAGCCACCAGGUUGCCACAAGGUGGUACCGUGCCCCAGAGCUUCUAUAUGGUGCGAGGAAGUAUGACGAGGGUGUUGAUAUUUGGGCUGUUGGAUGCAUAUUUGGAGAACUACUCAACAACUCGCCACUUUUCCCUGGCGAGAAUGACAUAGAACAACUAUGCUGUGUGCUGAGAGUGCUCGGGACACCUAAUGAGAGUAUAUGGCCUGGGAUCUCUGAGUUACCAGACUAUAACAAGAUCACUUUUCCUGAUAAUCAGCCAAUUCCCCUAGAGGAGAUUGUCCCUGAUGCCACCCAUGAGGCACUCAGCUUACUCAAAAAACUUUUAGUGUAUCCCACAAAGUCGAGGAUAUCCGCCAAGGAUGCCCUGCUACACCCCUACUUUUUCAGCGAACCCCUCCCAGCCCAUCACUCAGAGUUGCCCAUUCCUCAGCGCAGUAGGAGGGGUUUGCCUCGUCGACAACAGACUCAUGAAUACAACAUUGAUCUUCCCUUGGAAAAGAGUCUGAUAGACCCAGACUUGCUUGCCCCAUAUGUUGUCAAAUUUAGAUAGAGUUUUGGUGAUAAAUGAAACAAUUUAUAUAUUAAUGAGGAAAUUGUACAUGUAUUUUGAUGCCUUUAUAUGCCAUAGGUAACACAGACAGGUCUUUCCUUAAAAAACCGUGUACCGUAUAUAUUUGGCCAUACCAUUUCAUCCGAUGAAAACUUCUUAGCUAUCUCCUCCUAUUCAACUUACAAAUGGGGGAUUGUGUGAUAGAACACCACCCCUUUAUAUACAAAUAUACAAAGGGAGGAAUAUGGCAUGCAAUGUCAGGGAUUUCAAUAAGUUUCCAGGCAACAUGAACUUUCAGAAUUAUAGGAGGAACCUUUUCUCUGGAUAGUGAUUUCAAUAAGUUUCCAGGCAACAUGAACUUUCAGAAUUAUAGGAGGAACCUUUUCUCAGGAUAGUGAUUUCAAUAAGUUUCCAGGCAACAUGAACUUUCAGAAUUAUAAGAGGAACCUUUUCUCAGGAUAGGGAUUUUGGGGAUGCAUCCUCGAUAUCCGGGGGUUGUAAACGCUCACUUUCGCUCUCUGCUUCUUUUUGAUUUAUAUCAAAGGAUCGAACUAGUCGUUUUGUCUCAUCAACAAGGUGGCGCACACUGAGCCUUCAAUUUUGCUAUGACAUUUUCCAGGGGUGCAGAGAGCGAAAGUGAUCGUAAUUCCUGGAUAUCGAGGAAACCUUUGUCAAUGAGUGUUGACAAGAUUUCUACAAAAUGAUGUGUGUAAUCUUGAAUGCUUUCUUUAUCUGCGGAAGAAGAACAUAUGCAAGCUUUGUCAUCAGUUGUUUUCAAUAUCAGUGUCAGAAACCGUUGGUAUUUAAAAAGAAGACCGUUAUUUACUCUUUGGUUUCACCAGGUAAUCUAAUGAGUUACUAUGCCACUUCAAAGAUGUUUUCAUCACAAAACAAUUUUCGUGUCAGUACACAUGCACUUGUAAUUCUGAUAUGAUGUGUCAGCUUGCUGGAGAAAGAAAUGGUAACGUAAUUUCUGUUGACUCGUUUCUGUCUUUUGUGAAAACGAAAUUUGAUAUUUCAAGGCUUUUUUGUUAUACACAUGUCAAAAUUUUCAAAUUGUCCGUUACCUUAAAUUAGUGCAAGACCUCCUGCUUUUACCACAGAUUAAAUACAGAUCACACAAGGAAGGUAAUAGCAAUGCUUACAGAAGA
Mizuhopecten yessoensis (Yesso scallop) is the source of this 2303-nucleotide messenger RNA. Its product is annotated as cyclin-dependent kinase 20-like. Gene Ontology annotation, biological process: protein phosphorylation. The transcript has 10 exons. Gene Ontology annotation, cellular component: nucleus. The record is from RefSeq and is a predicted model, not a curated record. Gene Ontology annotation, molecular function: ATP binding; cyclin-dependent protein serine/threonine kinase activity. Lineage: Eukaryota; Metazoa; Mollusca; Bivalvia; Pectinida; Pectinidae. Bases 121 to 1152 code for a protein of 343 amino acids.